AUGACUAGAAUAUCCAAAGCAGAUGAACACCCUACCCAGGACACCAAGUCCCAGAAUAAAGAGGCACUCUCAAUGGAAUCAAUCCAAAGCCUCGACGAGUUUGAAUCCCUUGCCAUAAAACACUUAAGCAAAAAAGCUUGGUCCUUCAACUACGCGGCCGCUGGAGACCUGAUCUCCAAAAGGCAGGACCAAGAGGUCUACCGCUCAAUCCUCCUCCGGCCACGCGUUCUAGUCAAUGUGAAAGAAUGUGACCUAUCGACGACAAUUACCGGCCAGAGAGUCGGCCUACCCAUUUUCGUAUCGCCCAUGGCAAUGGCCCGGCUAGCGCACCCUACAGGUGAAGCUGCCAUUUCAGCCGCGUGUGGAGUCUUUGGUGCCAUGCAUAUCAUCUCGAAUAAUGCAUCGAUGGUUCCAGAGGAGAUUAUUGCAGGAGCCGCGCCUGAUCAGGUCUUUGGGUUUCAGCUUUAUGUCCAGACGGAUCGCACUGAGAGCGAGGCCGUCCUGGCGAGGAUCAAUAAGCUACCCGCGAUUAAGUGUAUUGUCCUCACCGUUGACGAGCCUGUCCAAGGGAAGCACGAGCUUGGGCCGAGAGGUUUCCAACAGUACGACGAGGUGCAAACUGAGGCUCCAGGAGAGCCAUCCCCACCGAGCGCAGACGUUAGAGUGGCUAUCCCAUCGAUCUCUGGGCCGGCUUCUGACGCGGAAUGGGAGGUUACGCUGCAAUGGCUCGCAAAACACACCUCGCUGCCGAUAAUAAUUAAAGGAAUUCAGACUUAUGAGGAUGCUGAGCUCGCUGCGACAUAUGCUCCGCAAGUAAAGGGCAUUAUCCUGUCGAACCACGGGGGGCGCGUCCUUGAUACUGCGCCGCCUGCUAUUCACACCCUACUCGAAAUUCGCAAAUACUGCCCAGAGGCUCUGGAGAAGCUGGAAGUUAUGGUUGAUGGGGGUAUUCGACGCGGGACAGAUGUUGUGAAAGCGCUGUGCCUAGGCGCGAGAGCAGUGGGUAUUGGGCGACCAGCGUUCUGGGGUCUUGGUGCCGGUGGUGUAGCUGGGGUUGAGAGGACGCUUCAGAUUCUAGCACAGGAGACGAGGACCUGCAUGGGAGUGUUAGGUGUGCGGAGAAUCGCAGACCUGGGAACGCGCUAUGUUAAUGCGAGAAUUGUAGAGCAGCAGAUUUACAACGGGGAUUCGAUUUGA
This is a messenger RNA of Penicillium expansum, 1197 nucleotides long. Its product is annotated as Aldolase-type TIM barrel. Gene Ontology annotation, molecular function: FMN binding; oxidoreductase activity. The record is from RefSeq and is a predicted model, not a curated record. The transcript is spliced from 3 exons. NCBI's taxonomy places the organism in Eukaryota, Fungi, Ascomycota, Eurotiomycetes, Eurotiales, Aspergillaceae. The coding region runs from base 1 to 1197 and encodes 398 amino acids.